ACCUAACCUGUGUGAUCUGCUUGGACAGCCCCACCCACCUUCACGCACCCAAAUGAGGAGGAAGGCUGUUGGGGUACCUGGUGGUGGUGAUGCUGUCGGGGGAGGAGCCCUGAGGGAAGCUCAGAUUUGAAUGUCAGGGGCCCUGCACUGUCAGACAGAGGCAGCAAAGCAGCCUGGCUUGAGGCAACAUUUCCUUGGCCUAAGACUUUCACAGCCCAGAAGCAACCCUGGAUCCCGAAAUAAACAGCCUUUUGAUGAAGCAGAAGAAGUUUCUUUAUCACUUCAAGAAUGUCCGCUGGGCUAAGGGCCGGCACGAGACCUACCUGUGCUACGUGGUCAAGCGGCGGGACAGUGCCACCUCCUUCUCACUGGACUUCGGCUACCUGCGCAACACGAACGGCUGCCACGUGGAAUUGCUCUUCCUCCGCUACAUCUCCGACUGGGACCUGGACCCCGGCCGCUGCUACCGCGUCACCUGGUUCACCUCCUGGAGCCCGUGCUACGACUGUGCCCGGCACGUGGCUGACUUCCUGAGAGGCAACCCCAACCUCACUCUGAGGAUCUUCACCGCGCGCCUCUACUUCUGCGAGGACCGCAAGGCCGAGCCCGAGGGGCUGCGGCGGCUGCACCAAGCGGGUGUCCAGCUCGGCAUCAUGACCUUCAAAGAUUAUUUUUACUGCUGGAAUACUUUCGUGGAGAACCGUGAGAGAACGUUCAAGGCCUGGGAAGGCCUGCAUGAAAAUUCUGUCCGCCUGUCCAGACAGCUCCGGCGCAUCCUUCUGCCCCUUUAUGAGGUCGAUGACCUACGAGAUGCGUUUCGUACUUUGGGACUUUGAUCACAACUUCCAGGAACGCCACAUACAAUGAAACCUCUCUUCUGAAGAUGAUGGCUAAAAGAAAAAUCUUUCAAGUCUUCUCUGUUUUUCUACUUCAGCUCUCACCUUCUUAGAGCUUAGGAAAAAGACAUUUCUAUAUGACUCUAAACAUACCUAUUCUUGAAAAUAGAGAAGGAACACAAGCCUACUAGGGUAAUGCUACACCUGUUGCUGUUUGGAAUGCAACAUCUUCCCUUACUGGGAACAACAGAAUAACAGAAGCUGGGAGCAUCCUAAGGGGUCAAUGUCCUUUGAUUUUUAGGUGAGAUGAAAGCAGAAAGUAGAUCCUAACAAGUGUGGUGAGAGGACUACAUGUGUUUAUUUCAAAAUCCUUUGCUGUAUGAUUCACGGGAGCUGUCAGUGGUAUUAGUGAUGUAUUUUUCUACCCUUCCUCCGGGGUUCACUUUCAAGUAACACAAACUUUUCCAUCAGGCUGUGAUUAGGGAACCUCCUAAUAAGAGAAGCUGGGUGACUCAACUCCAGACCACGUCUCCCAAGGAUUAAUAUCCAAGCGUGUGCUAUGUGUCUAAAUAGUCUGCUGCAUGCUUUCACGUUUGGAGGUUAGAGGAUUUGGAGUGGGAGGAGGUGCAUACAACAUGUGGUCACUUAAGGUUAUAGUAAUAAAGCAUCUUUAAAAAUACAUCUGGGGGCCGGCGCCAUGGCUCACUAGGCUAAUCCUCCGCCUUGUGGCAACGGAACACCAGGUUCUAGUCCUGGUCAGGGUGCUGGAUUCUGUCUUGGUUGCCCCUCUUCCAGGCCAGCUCUCUGCUGUGGCCAGGGAGUGCAGUGGAGGAUGGCCCAAGUCCUUGGGCCCUGCACCCCACGGGAGACCAGGAUAAGUACCUGGCUCCUGCCAUCGGAUCAGUGCGGUGUGCCGGCCGCGGUGGCCAUUGGAGGGUGAACUAAUGGCAAAAGGAAGACCUUUCUCUCUGUCUCUCUCUCUCACUGUCCACUCUGCCUGUCAAAAAAUAAAAAAAUAAAAAAAUAAAUAAAAAAUAAAAAAAAAUACAUCUGAGGACUGUGAAGAAGGCACUCUAAUGUGGCCUUUAUGCCUCGUACCAAAUCCUCUGGAAACACAGACUUUUAAAAGAAGUCCGUAAUUUAGAAACACCCAUAAACUUCACACAUACUACUUAAUGAACACUUGGGAGGGAGUUACUUGAAUAUUGACAAGAGGAAAGUCUAUUAUCUCUGGCGGGUUUUUUAACCUUAGCAAUUCCAACCAGCUCAAGGUUUUCUUCCACUUGUAUAGGUAUGAUCCUUCUCCUGAAUAUAUAGCUGUGAGAGAGUGUAACGAAAGAGAAUCACAUUUAGGAGGGAAGGAUGAGAGAGCACCACAAGGAAAUCAUACUUUAACCAGGAAAGUGUAGGCAGCCAACACGGAUGGGCUUCAUAUUUGUCCCUAACAACUAUGCUUGCUGGUGAGAAAAAUAUUCAAGAUGAUCAUAUCCCUGAGCAGUUGUUACCUAGCAACUUUGCAGUGCAGAUACACACACACACACCCUGAAAAUUUGUAUACUAAUUGUAUUAUUUUUAUCUUACUGUAUAUAAAUUUGUGAAAGUUAACUAUUAUAAAUUGUUACUUCAUGUAUUACUAUUCAUGUUCUUACUUUGUAUUAUGCUAUAUCGUGUCUCAU
Messenger RNA from Oryctolagus cuniculus (rabbit), 2512 nucleotides. It is a transcript of the gene AICDA, whose product is annotated as activation induced cytidine deaminase. Gene Ontology annotation, molecular function: RNA binding; cytidine deaminase activity; zinc ion binding. Gene Ontology annotation, cellular component: cytoplasm; nucleus; P-body. The record is from RefSeq and is a predicted model, not a curated record. Gene Ontology annotation, biological process: DNA cytosine deamination; negative regulation of single stranded viral RNA replication via double stranded DNA intermediate; defense response to virus. NCBI's taxonomy places the organism in Eukaryota, Metazoa, Chordata, Mammalia, Lagomorpha, Leporidae.